This is a messenger RNA of Blastocystis hominis, 393 nucleotides long. RefSeq lists its product as hypothetical. Bases 1 to 393 code for a protein of 130 amino acids. The transcript has 6 exons. The record is from RefSeq and is a predicted model, not a curated record. NCBI's taxonomy places the organism in Eukaryota, Bigyra, Opalinata, Blastocystidae. Gene Ontology annotation, molecular function: metal ion binding.
AUGACAGAAUCAUUUGAAAGUAUCGCCAAAAGAUAUGUAGCAUAUCCUAGAGAAAGUAACACUACGUGCAGUUUGUGCUAUGAGCACCCAACCGACUCAAGGAUUGAGGAGUGCACUCACCGAUUUUGUUUAGCAUGCAUUUGGCAUAAUUUGAAAUAUGGCUAUCCAUGCCCGAUAUGUCGUAAAGAAUACCACAGAAUUAUAAAAGACGAUUUGGGUGAUUAUUUAACUUGGAAAUGUAUAUCAGCCGAGUACCCCGUACGAAUUUUCUGUUUUUUUAUUAAUAACCGCGACAGAGAGUUCUUUCUAAGCUUCUUAGCUGGAUAUACAACAAAUCAAGUUUGUUACUAUAUAUAUUCACAAGAGAAUGCAGCAAUCUCGACCCCGCUAUGA